CAAUGGCCGACUCCCUCGUCCUCGUUCGUCACGCGUGUCGAAGUCAAUCAACGCCACCUUCUAUCAUCGGGAUCCUCGACCGCCGCCCCGAGCCGCCGGCGACGGCCGCCCGCUCCACCGUCCGCGGCGGGGGUCCUCCGUGUCGCGGCGGGUCCGCGUCUCCGUUCCGGCUAAGAUGUUCUUGGAUAUGGUCACAAAUUCAAAUGAUGGUCAAAGGCUUUCCUUUGAGGAUUUCAGGGCAGAUCUUCAAUUAUAGUUUGAUUCACUGAUGAAUAAUGAACUAGAAGGGUAAUCUAAAGUAAUGAAGUCUUUCUGUAUCAUUAUAAGGAAAAGUUUCUGCAUCCAAACUCCCUUUGGUUGAAGAUUUGUUGAUUGAUUGUCAAAUAUGUCUGAAUUACAUGACAAGACAAUGGAAGAACCCUCUCGGCAAACAAGGUCUAGUGAGGACUCAUCCCUGAAGAAUUAUAGGCUAAUAAGAAAUAUUGGCCACGGUGCAUUUGGCAAAGUGAAAGUUGCAAAGCAUAGACUAACUGGUAUCAAAGUGGCCAUUAAGAUUCUUAACCGUAAAAAAAUGAGGGAAAAGUGCAUGGAGGAGAAAGUGAGUCGGGAGAUUAAGAUUGGCAAACUACUGAAGCAUCCGCAUAUUAUCAGGCUAUAUGAGACCAUAGAGAGCAUGACUAAUGUGUAUGUUGUCAUGGAGUACGCAGAACAUGGGGACUUGUUUGAUUAUAUUGUCCAGAAUAGAAGGAUCAGAGAGGAUGAAGCAAGGAAAUUUUUUCAGCAGGUAGCAAUACCAGUCAGUUGCAUCUAUCUAUGCAUGCAUCAGCCUUUCUAUCUUUUAUAUAGGAAUGUGCUUUUGCCUCUCAAUAAGUUGUUAAUAUAUCUGUUGGGAUCUUUCUGGAAACAGAUCAUUUCAGGUUUAGAGCACUGCCACAAAUAUAGGGUGGUUCAUCGAGACCUUAAGCCUGAGAAUCUGUUGUUGGAUUCUAAUGGCAAUGUGAAAAUUAUUGAUUUUGGCUUGAGUAAUAUUAUGCACGAUGGCUAUUUUCUAAAAACAAGUUGUGGAAGUACAAAUUAUGCUGCCCCAGAGGUUAUUUCUGGUAAACUUUAUGCAGGGCCAGAGGUUGACAUCUGGAGUUGCGGUGUCGUCUUAUAUGUAGUUCUUUGUGGCGCUCUGCCUUUUGAUGAUGAAAGCAUACCUAACCUCCAUGAUAAAAUAAAGAGUGGAGUUUAUACUCUUCCAAGUCAUUUAACAACUGAAGCAAGGGAUUUGAUUGCAAGGAUGAUUGUUGUUGACCCUUUAAAGCGGAUAACCAUUCCUGAAAUUCGUCAACAUCCUUGGUUCUUGGAAAAUCUUCCUAAUUAUCUGGCUGCUGCUUUGCCAAAUAUUAAACAUCAAACGGAGAAGGUUGAUGAAGAAAUACUUGAGCAUAUGGUUGCAUUGGGAUUUAACAGGGAACAUUUGGUUCAGUCUCUUCAAAAAAGGAUACAUGAUGAUGCUACAGUGUCGUAUUACUUGCUGUUAGACAACAAUGUAUCUGGUACUAGCAUUUACAGGGCAGAGCUCAAUAAUAGUGCGGGACCUAGUUCAUCUGCUGUUCCCAGUGGUGGGUUUUCAGUAUCUGUUGCCAAGCAGCUUAUAGAACAUCAGACUACUCAGUCACGGAGUGUGGGAAGAUGGGGUCUUGGAUUUCAGUUUGGACUGCAGCCUCAUCAUAUUAUGGUAGAAGUUCUGAAUGCACUAUGUCAGCUAAAUGUCUGCUGGAAAAAGACCGGACACUACAACAUCAAGUGCAUGUGGUCUCGAGGAGGUCAAGUUCAAGACCUUACUAAAAAUUGUCAGCAUAAUGGCCUCCAUUUAGGAAAUGAACCUGCAACAAUCCAGACAAAUCAAGUGUCUCAGAACACUGUCAAGUUUGAACUGCAGCUGUAUAAAACUUGUGAAGAGAAUUAUCUGCUGGACCUCCUGAGACUCACAGGUCCCCAAAUACUCUUUUUUGAUCUCUGUGCCAGUUUCCUUGCCCGACUGCCGUUAUUCUAGAGUGGCAAUAAUUACUAGAAGAGAGAAUCUUGUCUACUCAUAAUAAGAGAGUUGCGCCAGAAAUCUAGAGAUGUGCUGACAAUUGGAGAGUACCGAGCGGGAGACGGACCACGCCAAACUUUACGAUUCUGCCUUUUCCAGCUUUUGUGUACCGUGUAAAAUAUUCUGAUACUAUGUCUAUCGUAAGAUGAACUUAUUGCUGAUGAAAGGGAGAACAUUAGACAUAAAAUAAUUGCUUUAGAACUAUCCAAAAAUUUCGACAAACAGAAACAGGUCAAGCUUUGCUCAAACGAUCUCUGAAAAACAAAUCCAGUGAGGACAAGGUCACGGAAUCUUUAGCACUUACUUAAGAAUGAAGGAUACAUAACAGGUGCCAUGGCUUGAUCAGUAAUCAUUGAAUCAGUGGUAAAAAGACAUUGAGGCAAUGAUCAUAGGGAACAUUAUCUCCAAGUUUCUGGCUAUUUUCUCGAAGGAAUACAGGGAGAAUGAAGUAAUAUAGCAUCUAUGAAUUUUAGAAUCAUGGAAAGUGAGGAGCGAGAAUCUGAUUACCAAUAGAAAGUUUCUGAGUGGAUCGAGUUCUCCAUGGCAAAACAUACAGAUAGAAUGAACCUUAAAACAAUUCAAAGCUGAUGAAUAGAAGCAGCAUCUCUCGUAUUCUGGGCUUCUCAGACUUGCAAUCCUCCCCCUGGGGGAUCAUGACCAGAGGAGCCGGAGGCCUCUUCAAGCUGCAAUGCUGACUCGAGGUUCCACAAAACAUCACUCAUUGCAGGCCUAUCAACACCAUAUUCUGCGAGACAUUUCUCUGCAGCUUCUGCAUACUUCUUAAGUGCUUGGGGGCAUAUUUUUCCUGCAAUGAUUUAUGGCUGGUCUUGCACAUAGCACCUCGAAAAGCACUACUCCAAAAGAGUAGACAUCAGAUUUGUCAGAGAGUUGCUGUCGCCUAAAGUACUCGGGAUCAAGGUAACCAAAACUACCCUUCACAGCCGUGCUCACAUGGGUUUGAUCCAAAUUAGGUGCUGCUUUAGACAACCCGAAAUCUGAAACUUUGGCUAGAAAAUUCUCGUCCAGGAGAAUAUUUGUUGUCUUCACAUCACGGUGUAUGAUGCCUUGGGCUGCACCAGUGUGGAGAUAGUGCAAACCCCGGGCUGCACCAAUGCAGAUCUCGAGCCUCUGUUUCCAUGAAAGUGGGGGAAGGCUCGAACCAUAAAGGUGGUCCCGGAGGGGUCCGUUUGCCAUGUAUUCAUACACAAGAAUCAUUUCCGAGUUCUCAUCACAAUAUCCAAUGAGUGAAACGAGGUGACGGUGCCGGACCCUGGAGAGCAUCUGUAUCUCUGUUUGGAACUCGUUGAUGCCUUGCUGUGAUGAAGGGUUUCCACGCUUGAUUGCAACUUUUUUUCCAUCUUCCAAAGCUCCAAGGUAGACUUUGCCAAACCCGCCAACUCCAAUGACUGCCUUCUCAUCAAAAUUUUGCGUUGCUUCCUGUAAUUCUUUGAAGGUGAAUGUUCGGCCAAAACCGGCACUUGCAAAAAAGCUCGAGAAACCACUCUUGCUCUUGCUGGAGCUGAGGAAGCUUGAUCUGUAGCUGGUUCUACUGGACAAGAGAUGAGCCUUGCUGUUAUUGAGAGGGGAGAACCAUGAUGAGAAGCUCUUCCCAUGUUUCCAAGUUUGAGGCUUCUUCUUCUUCUUCCAAAGAAAACUCUUGGCAAACAAGAACAUGGCUGUUAUUCCAGUUGCAAGGGCAAUGGCCGCGAAAAUCUUCAUCUUGUUUGUUCGAGGUCCUGGUCCCAAGGAGGAACCAGCUGCCAGAUCACUGUCCAGGCUUUUGGCAGGGUUGCUUAUCUUAAAGAUUUCGAUCCCAUUAAGGAUCGCAUUUGGCGAGCUUGGGUCGACUGCUGGACCGAGUUGAAUCAUAAUGGAGCCAUUUCUUAUUGCUGAGGCAUCAAGCACGAAGUCUUUAUAGUAAGGUAUUGCUAGGCCUCCCGUGAGGGAUGACAGGUCAAGACCGGAUGCACCCAUCAAACCAUUGAUGUACACGUCAAAGUACAGUUGAUUGAGGCUUUUGCUCACAAUAUCACAGAAAUGCAUCCUUAUCAUGUAUGAGAAACUUGGAUCAACACUCAUCUUCCAUGUUAGGUUGAAAUUCUGCUGAUUUACCCCGGAAUCUGCCAUUUGGUCUGCUGUAGCGUAGACGUAGUAUGGAGCAAUAUAUGCUGUGGCUCCUGGGUUUGGAUACUUGAUUACGUCAAAAGGUACAGAGACGUUUUGAGCUCCUUCUGCGAAA
Eucalyptus grandis is the source of this 4322-nucleotide messenger RNA. RefSeq names its product SNF1-related protein kinase catalytic subunit alpha KIN10. The record is from RefSeq and is a predicted model, not a curated record. NCBI's taxonomy places the organism in Eukaryota, Viridiplantae, Streptophyta, Magnoliopsida, Myrtales, Myrtaceae. Gene Ontology annotation, cellular component: cytoplasm. The transcript is spliced from 14 exons. Gene Ontology annotation, molecular function: protein serine/threonine kinase activity; ATP binding. Gene Ontology annotation, biological process: protein phosphorylation; intracellular signal transduction. The coding region runs from base 386 to 2041 and encodes 551 amino acids.